AUGCAAGCUGAGGAAUACAAUCACAGGGGUAAGGAGAUGGUGGACUACAUCACUGACUACCUGGGCUCUAUCAGAGAGAGGAGGGUGAUUCCAGAUGUGAAGCCAGGGUACAUGAGGGAUCUCCUCCCUGAUAGUGCUCCACCCGAGCCAGAGGAUUGGGACAGUAUUUUCCAGGAUAUUGAGAAAGUCAUCAUGCCUGGGGUGGUUCACUGGCAGAGCCCUCACAUGCAUGCCUACUAUCCCAGUCUGACCUCAUGGCCCUCUCUGCUCGCAGACAUGCUGGCUGACGCAAUCAACUGCAUUGGAUUCACCUGGGCUUCCAGUCCUGCAUGUACAGAGUUGGAGAUGAAUGUGAUGGACUGGCUGUGUAAAGCCCUGGGGCUGCCCUCCUUCUUCUUGCAUCAUCAUCCUGACAGCAGAGGAGGAGGCAUUCUUCAGAGUACAGUGAGUGAAAGCACCCUGGUGGCUCUGCUAGCAGCAAGGAAAGACAAAAUCUUGCAGCUGCAGGCCGGACUCGAUCAGGACAUAGAUGUGUCAGUGCUUAAUGCCAGACUGGUAGUCUAUGCUUCAGACCAGGCCCACUCCUCAGUUGAGAAGGCAGGGCUGAUCUCUCUGGUGAAAAUCCGUUUUUUGCCCACCGAUGAGCAUUUUUCUCUGAGAGGAGCUAUGCUGAAACAAGCUAUUCGGGAGGACAGAAGGAGGGGGUUGGUCCCUUUUAUGCUGUGUGCCACAUUGGGAACUACAGGAGUAUGUGCCUUUGACAACCUAUCUGAACUGGGUCCAAUAUGUAAAGAGGUGGGUCUUUGGCUCCACGUUGAUGCUGCAUAUGCCGGCUCAGCCUACUUCUGUCCUGAAUUGCGCUGGUCCUUGGAGGGCAUUGACUUUGCAGACUCCUUUGUGUUUAACCCGUCCAAAUGGAUGAUGGUUCACUUUGACUGUACAGCCUUCUGGGUAAAAGACAAAUAUAAGCUCCAGCAGACGUUCAGUGUUGAUCCUGUCUACCUCCGACAUGAAAACUCACAGGCUGCCACUGACUUUAUGCAUUGGCAGAUUCCCCUCAGCCGACGUUUUCGUUCUCUUAAGCUUUGGUUUGUCAUGCGCUCCUUUGGCCUGAAAAAUCUCCAGGCUCAUAUCAGACAUGGUAUUGAGAUGGCGAGGCUCCUGGAGUCUCACAUAAGGAAUGACUGUAAUUUUGAAGUUCCUGCCAAGAGACACCUUGGCCUGGUGGUCUUCUGUCUGAAGGGUGGAAAUGCUUUGACGCAGGAGCUAUUGAGAAGACUGACACGGUCUGGCACCAUGUACCUCAUUCCUGCAGACAUACACACCAAACGUAUUAUCCGAUUUACGGUGACCUCACAGUUCACCACAUCAGAUGACAUCCUCAAAGAUUGGAGCAUUAUCUCCAAGACAGCUUCCAAUCUCCUGGCAGAAAUGCAACCUCUUAGUAAUACCGAGGAACUACAUGCAAAGGAGGAUGAAGUAACAAGAAUUUGCUCAAGAGGUGACACUGAACACACCUCAGGCAUGGACAAGAAGAAUAACUUUGACUCAGAGCCACCGUUGGAGGAGACAGACAGUUCUGCCUCCAGACUUGACAAGGUCCAAGUGGAGCUGUGGAUAGACAAGGCUUGGGAUAGAUCAAGGAGGCCAAUACGCUCUCUUAGCUGCAACAGCGAGCUGCUGCCUUGCACCAACUUUGGGCCGCUGUCUGAGUAUAAUUUUGAGCCAAAGCCUGGCCCUAAAGAUCCUGUAGUUUUCCCCCCAAUGACGGAUUCCACAUCAAGGCCUCUGCCUUCAGGUACAGGAUUAGGCCCCCUGUUCAAGACUCCAGAGUUGCCCUCAAGUGUUCUGGGUAAACAGGUCCUGAAAAAGCUGACAAAGUUCUAUAGUGUGCCUAGUUUUUGCAACCAGUGGGUGCAGUAUGGUAGAUAUGAGCUGUUUUGCCCAUUGAAGGUUCCACAUGUUCCCCCAAAACCCCUCUCCACUUGCAGAAGGCUGACAUGUAUGUCUCCCUCCCUUGCACCCAGCAAAACUCCCUCUCCUACUCCUCUGGAAGCCACCGCUGCCCACAAGCUUCCAUAAAGGUGUGCUUUAUCAUUGACUAACAUCCAAC
This is a messenger RNA of Lampris incognitus (smalleye Pacific opah), 2113 nucleotides long. It is a transcript of the gene hdc, whose product is annotated as histidine decarboxylase. The transcript has 12 exons. Gene Ontology annotation, biological process: L-histidine catabolic process; histamine biosynthetic process. Gene Ontology annotation, molecular function: histidine decarboxylase activity; pyridoxal phosphate binding. The coding region runs from base 1 to 2082 and encodes 693 amino acids. The record is from RefSeq and is a predicted model, not a curated record. Lineage: Eukaryota; Metazoa; Chordata; Actinopteri; Lampriformes; Lampridae.